UUUUAGUUUCCUGUAGUCGCAGUUGGUACUGACAUCGUAGUGGUUCUAGAAAAGAGGCUGCGGCCUUCGGAAGCCAAAUCAAGAUUUUUUUCAUAGUUCUUCAAUUUUUCUCAGUUUUAUCCCUCAAAAAUGACUCGUGGUAACCAGCGGGAAUUGGCUAGAGCUAAGAACCAAAAAAAACAACAAGAAAUGAAGAACAAAAAAAGUAACGAUGGGCUGAGCCUAGAACAACGAAAAUUUAGGGACGCGGAACUUAUGAGGGAGAAACAGAAAAAAAAGGAAGAUCAGAAGGGGCAAGCUCAAGCUUGUAAAUAAAAUGUCUUACAUACAGAUAUUUUUUAUUUUCUAACUUCAUUUAAAUGGAAUACGUCUACGAAAAUGUUCUCUUAAUACAUAUGGUAGUAAUAAUGAUUCCUUUAUUUACAUUGUGAAAUAUAUGUAAUAUAUUUGUAUGUUGACAUUUAUGCCAAUUUUACACUUUUAUGUAACAAUUUAUCUUAAAAU
Molecule: messenger RNA, 504 nt
Organism: Anoplophora glabripennis (Asian longhorned beetle)
Lineage: Eukaryota; Metazoa; Arthropoda; Insecta; Coleoptera; Cerambycidae
Product: putative SERF-like protein
Exons: 3
Coding region: 130-315 (61 amino acids)
Cellular component (GO): cytosol
Source: RefSeq, a predicted model, not a curated record